This is a messenger RNA of Hemisphaericaspora subhashii, 759 nucleotides long. RefSeq lists its product as uncharacterized. Gene Ontology annotation, molecular function: phosphatase activity; inositol diphosphate tetrakisphosphate diphosphatase activity. Bases 1 to 759 code for a protein of 252 amino acids. Lineage: Eukaryota; Fungi; Ascomycota; Pichiomycetes; Serinales; Debaryomycetaceae. The transcript has a single exon. Gene Ontology annotation, cellular component: cytoplasm. The record is from RefSeq and is a predicted model, not a curated record.
AUGACUACUACUCCACAACCCCAAUUGCAUACAAGUAUUCUUAGUACACGAAUACGACAGGAUGAUGAACAAGAUAAACAAUCAGAUACUAUAGACUCAAAUACUAGCAAUACCACGACAACUAGUAGUAGUAGAAUCAUUCACAUCUCAAAACCAGCUACAUUGUUUGUUCCUCCAUUGAAUUUUGCUCUUGUUGAAGAUGGAAUUUAUAGAUCCGGAUUUCCAAUGCCAAUCAAUUAUCCAUUCUUAACAAGAUUAGGUAUAAAAACAAUUAUAUACCUUGGUGAUUUAGGUCAUGAAAAGGUUAAACCAUCGACUUCUUCAAAGAAAGGAAAGAAAGAUGUUAAAGAAAAGAAAAAGGAUAAAUAUGGUGCUCUUGAAAUCUUUCAAAAUUAUCAAGAAUGGUUAAAUACAACAGAUAUAACAUUUCAUAACUUAUUAAUAGACUCUCUGCUGGAACCAUUCAAUGUUCCUGAAGAACAUGAACAAGCGCUUAAGAGUCUUAGUAUUGCAUUACAAUUAUUAUUAAAUAAGAAUAACUUUCCUGUAUUGAUUCAUUCAAAUAAAGGGAAACAUAGAACUGGGUUAUUGGUUGGAUUAAUGAGAAAAUUAUUACAAGGUUGGUGUUUAAGUGGAAUAUUUGAAGAAUAUGAGAAAUUUGCCAUGGGCAAAUCUGAAUUUGAUUUGGAAUUGAUUGAACUUUGGCAACCAGAAUUAUGGGUUGAUGAGAAUAAUAAACCAGAUUUCGUUAGAAUUUAG